This is a messenger RNA of Diabrotica virgifera virgifera (western corn rootworm), 997 nucleotides long. RefSeq lists its product as uncharacterized. The transcript has 2 exons. Lineage: Eukaryota; Metazoa; Arthropoda; Insecta; Coleoptera; Chrysomelidae. The coding region runs from base 524 to 919 and encodes 131 amino acids. The record is from RefSeq and is a predicted model, not a curated record.
UACAAUUUGCAUAAUAACAACUUAUUUACAUCAGGGUUAACCUUUUUGACCUGUAGUUUGAUAACAACUUAUUUACAUCAGAGUUAACCUUUUUUGACCUGUAGUUUGAUAACAACUUAUUUACAUCAGACUUGAACAUUUUGACCCGUAAGUCAAUCAUUCGUUAAAAACAAGAUGUUUGGAUCAUAAUUUGAUUUUGAAAAUUACAAAUAGCUAAAUUGCAUCAGAUUUGAUUUUUUAAUCUGUAAAAUGCAGUUUGAAUAACAACUACUUAUUGACGUCAAUUAAACAGUAAAAAUAAGUACAUCAUAAUCAAUAAUUUGACUUUGAAAAUUGCAAACAGACUACUUGAUUUUGCAUCGUAGUGACUGUGAAAUAAAAUCACGUUGAAUAACAUUUUUUCGCUUACGCGUAAAAAUCUUUCAUUUAACCUUCCAUGAUAUCAAUAUUUUAGUAUUUAAAGCUGCGUGUACUGGUAGAAAUUAUCAGUUUACUUCAAGGUUUUGAAAGUUCAGUUUUAAAAAUGACCGGAAUUCCAACUACAUUGGUUGUCACUACAACGGAUGAAAAAAAUUUACCAUUAGAGGACCUAAUGGUUUUUGUUAAGCAUAUAUUUAGCUAUGGUGUCACAGACAUAAGGAUGUCUGAAGACCGAAUCCUUAUCAUUCUGAGCUAUUCACCUAGGGCCGUAACAUUGCGGAAAAAAUUCAAUAAGAUGCCCGUCCGCUAUGUCCGGACGAAGGUGGAGAAUGAAAGAGAACUGAGCGUCUUGGAACGAUUGAUGAAUUCAUACAAAUUCAAUAUCCUCGAUGAAGAGGAACUAGAUGCACCACCAAAAAAGAAAUUAUCAAUCACGGAUGUUUAUAGUGAUGAUGAUGAUGACGAUGAUGAAAGUACUCGUAAGAAAUUUAAAAAAUAGUAUUGUAGUAUGUAUCUAAAAUAAACAAUAAACAACUAAUUUUUUCUUAGUCUUAUUUUAUUUUUUAUAAGUUUUUUA